This is a messenger RNA of Myripristis murdjan (pinecone soldierfish), 2436 nucleotides long. It is a transcript of the gene ccn2a, whose product is annotated as cellular communication network factor 2a. The transcript has 5 exons. Gene Ontology annotation, molecular function: heparin binding; integrin binding. The record is from RefSeq and is a predicted model, not a curated record. The coding region runs from base 254 to 1294 and encodes 346 amino acids. Lineage: Eukaryota; Metazoa; Chordata; Actinopteri; Holocentriformes; Holocentridae. Gene Ontology annotation, biological process: cell adhesion; positive regulation of cell differentiation; signal transduction. Gene Ontology annotation, cellular component: extracellular matrix; extracellular region.
AACUCCUCUACUGAAGCUAAACUCUAGCUUUCACCAAGAAAGAACGAACGAACGACAGACCGACAGCAAGCCUGCGAACGGAGCAGCAGAGAAACACUAGAAGACAAACCGACAACGAGAUCAACUUGAUCAGACACGAGCAGUUUCUCUCAGCUCCACGACCCUGAGCUCAAACUCUGAGACUAAAGGAAGACUUUCCUAUCGAGACUUUUUUUUUGGAAGAAUCUGAAGCAGUUUCUAAAGAGGAGAAGAGAUGUCUGCUGGAUUGAACAAAAUGAUUGUGCUGCCUUUCCUGUGCAUUAUGCUCUCCUACAUGGCUGCAGGCCAGGAGUGCAGUGGCCAGUGUACGUGCCCGUCCACGCCCCCCCAGUGCCCCCCAGGAGUGAGCCUGGUGCUGGAUAGCUGUGGCUGCUGCAGGGUGUGUGCCAAGCAGAUGGGGGAGCUCUGCACUGAGAGAGACGUCUGUGACCCACACAAAGGCCUCUACUGUGACUUCGGAGCCCCCAUUAACAGGCGCAUAGGAGUCUGCACAGCUAAAGAGGGAGCCACCUGUGUGUUUGGAGGCAUGGUGUACAAGAGUGGGGAGUCUUUCCAGAGCAGCUGCAAGUACCAGUGUACCUGUCUGGAUGGGGCUGUCGGCUGUGUCCCGCUUUGCUCCAUGGAUGUCCGGCUGCCCAGCCCUGACUGCCCCAUGCCAAGACGAGUGAAGGUGCCAGGGAAGUGCUGCGAGGAGUGGGUGUGUGAUUCCCCCUACACACCCGGCUUCAUGGGCUCUGCCUUGGCUGCCUACAGAGAGGAGGAGACCUAUGGCCCAGACCCCUCUAUGAUGAGGGAGAACUGCCUGGUUCAGACUACUGAAUGGAGUGCCUGCUCCAAGACCUGCGGCCUUGGCAUCUCCACCAGGGUCACCAACGACAACCGCGAAUGCCGCCUGGAGAAACAGACCCGGCUGUGUAUGGUCCGACCCUGCGAGUCACACCUGGAGCAGAGCAUCAGGAAAGGCAAGAAGUGCAUCCGCACGCCAAGGCUGUCCAAGCCCAUGAAGUUCGAGAUCUCUGGCUGCACCACCACCAAGUCCUACAGGCCCAAGUUCUGCGGCGUCUGCCUGGACGGCCGCUGCUGCACCCCCCACAGGACCACCACCCUGCCCAUGGAGUUCAAAUGCCCCGAUGGUCAGGUCAUGAAGAAGCACAUGAUGUUCAUCAAGUCCUGCGCCUGCCACCACAACUGCCCCGGCGAGAACGAUAUCUUCGAGUCCAUGUAUUACAAGAAGAUGAUUGGAGACAUGGCGUGAGCCGCAAGAGAACAAUGAGAACUUGUGACUUGAAAACAACAGAACUCCAUCUCAUUUCGCAGCUCAGUAUAUAUGUUUUUUUUUUCUUCUAUUAUGUUUGAUUGUUUUUUUUUUUUUCAUUGUACAAGUCAGUAGUCCAGAUGCUUGUCUAAGUGUCUGUGUGUGUUGUAUGGCUGGUGCAACCAGCCCUAUAGAGCUCAGACAGAGGGUUGCCUAGCAGCUCCAAGAGAUUCCUGCACUAUAACGUCUAUUUUGACAAACCUAAGGUCAGGUUGUCCACGCCAUUCCCCUUAAAAUCCUAUAGUCAGCUUAUCCACGUCCUUUUACAAGCCCGUCCAUUUUACUGUGUAGUUUUUAUACUUAAUCUAAAAGCUGGUUCCAUAAUCUUCUUCUAAAUGAGGUGGGUAAUAACAUCCCCCCUCUCUGCCCCGUCCCUUCACCCCCGAGUCCAGACCAGACCUACAAACUCCAAGCAGCUGUAGAGGGAGCAAGCAGACCACAGCAGGCCAGUGUUCCCCCCUGUCCAAACAGGUCUGAAUGUGUCCUUGUGAGUGUGUAUGUGUGUGUGUGUGUGUGUGUGUGUGUUUGUGUCUGUUCACACAGGCCCUGAAUGUUGGCCUUGUCUCUGCGUCUACGUUGUUUCACUGCUCGCAGUGUGAAGAAAAGGUCAGAGUUUCCGCCCAGGCGUGUUAGAGCUGGGGUGAGAAAUUAAGCAGCGUGCUGAGUUUAGGGUUAGAUAUGGAACGUAGUGGGCACGCCUCAAGGCUUUGCCACGGCACUGAGAAAAAAAAGAAAAGAAGAAAAAAAAAAGACGUACUGACUUUUACUGAUUCAGGUCAGAAGGAAAGGAACAAAGUGUCUAUAGAAACCAACUGUCUGUUUUGUAAGAAAAAUAGAAAAAAAAAGACUGGAAGAAUUGUAAUUUCAUUCCUUUUUUAAUGUUGAUGUGUAAAUGGUGUAUAUAUUUGUACAGUUUAAGUUAAUUUAAAAGCCAAAAGUGUUAUUUGUUCUGUGCUUCCAAAUGUAUCAAUAGUGUAUUUUUUGUCAACAGUAUUUUUUACUAUUUUAUUGAGAAGUGUGACGAGGAUGUUACAUGUUUUCAUGUUGUAGCUGGAAAUAAAAUGUUAUAUUUUUUAUAUAAA